Molecule: messenger RNA, 3089 nt
Organism: Cannabis sativa
Lineage: Eukaryota; Viridiplantae; Streptophyta; Magnoliopsida; Rosales; Cannabaceae
Product: putative pentatricopeptide repeat-containing protein At1g09680
Exons: 2
Coding region: 694-2448 (584 amino acids)
Molecular function (GO): protein binding
Source: RefSeq, a predicted model, not a curated record
UGUUUUUUUUCACAGCACAGCUACAGCUGCUUUUUCCCACAACACAACUGUGCCAAACUGGCCCUUAGUUUGUAUUUUUAUUUUUAUUUUGAAGAUUGUCAUUCUAAUAUAACCUGUAUUUUUGGUUUGGUGUUGCAUUGUUUUUUCAGUUUCGCUAGCUCUGGAGACAAUUAUUAAUAAUGGGGAGGUAUUUUUUCAAUGUGAUGUGGUGUUAUUUUGAAGACAUAGCUUGAUUGUCUAAAUUUCUGGGGGCAGCUUUGUCGCAUGUGGCUCGGGAUAAGAAUUCUGCAGCAAAUGGUUUGGCAAAGCAUGUCCUUCGGUUAGACGAUGAGCUAUCCUGGUUUGAGGAGAUGUCUCCACCGAUUGUGGAUUGAUGCUUUGUUUAAUCAUGUGUGAUUUUGAUCACCGGGUAAAAAAAAACGAUAUUAAUUGAAAGAAAAAGGCCUGAAAGGUUCAAACAACAGGGCUUUUGUAAACGACAACGAAAUUUAAGGAGUCAAAAACAAAUAAACGACAAUAUAAUUGUUUAAACGACAUUGGGCCACAAUAUGCUGAAUUAUUGGGCCUCCAUUAUCGAGGUUUUUCAACACACACAGAACGUUUAUUAUUCUCACUCCCUAAACCCCGCUAGAACCCCAGACAAAGAACUCGCUUCUCCACCGGUACUGGCUACAAUCUCCGGCAAACCGGCCGAUGCCCGCUAACGUGCGCCGUAUUCUCAGCACAGUCGAGGUACGACCCCAAACCCUUAAAACUUUACUUGUAAGGCAUUCGAAGAAUUUUGAUUUUCUGAACCAGUUUUUGCCUUUUGAUUUUCCCAUAUCCGAGGAUUCUUUGAAUGGCAUAAACCCGAACGAACGGCGAAAAAUCGCUGUUGGGUUGUCGAAAAUAGUCAAAACCCAGAAAAUUCACAUACUUGAGGACUUCUCUAGAGAGUUUUGCCCAUGUUCUAUUGUAAAUAUAAUGAAAAUGUUGGAAACUCGAGACACGGCCUUUGCUUUCUUUAAAUUUUCUUUUAGAGACCAUUCUGAUAGUGUCUUGAGGUCUUGUGGCCUCGCCGCACUUUUUUUCGCGGCAGAGGAUCUCCAAUUUUUGGCCCAGGACAUGGUUUCUUAUGUAAUUGAGAGAAUUGGAGCUGUUAGGAGUAGAUAUUUGGUUGAGUUCAUGUGGGAAAAUCACUAUAGAUACGAGUCACAUUUUUCAGUUUUGAAUACCCUUAUGCGAGGCUUCUUGAAUGCUGAAAUGGGCUACGAGGCUUUGCAGAUUGUGAGUAAAAUGAGGGAAGUAGGAGUGAGUCCAAGUUCAUCAGCUGCUAGAAUUCUGUUUAAGUUAUUGAUUAGAGUUGGUGAUUAUGGUAGUGUGUGGAAGCUUUUCAGGGAUAUUGUUAGUAAAGGGCCUCCCAUUUCGGCUCAUACGUUUAAUAUGAUGAUUCUCGGGUUCUGUCGAAAAGGGUUGCUCUCAACUGGUGAGAGCUUGUUACAUGUGAUGAGGAAAUUUGGUUGUGAGCCUGAUGUUUUUGGAUACAACAUUGUAAUCAAUGCGAAUUGUAUGAUGGGGCAGAUUUCAAAUGCACUUGAAUGGAUGCAUUUUAUGAUUUCAAAUGGAUGCGAGCCAAGUGUUGUUACCUUUAAUACAGUUAUCAAUGCCAUGUGCAAGGAGGGAGACAUGGUGAAAGCCAGAAGUUUCUUUGAUGGAAUCCUUAAUGUGGGUAUUUUUCCAAAUACGGUAACAUACAAUAUCAUGAUCGAUGGGUAUGUUAAGUCAGGGGAUACCGGUCACUACAAGUAUGGAAGGGAGAAUAUUGGAGACAUGUUGUUGAGGGAUUUAACUGUACCAGAGGUGUUUCCGGUUAGUUCUUUGUUUGAUGUUUCGAUUGCAGGUUUAUGUUGGGCAGGACGGUCGGAUGAAGCCAUGAAAUCUGUGGAAAAUAUGCUUGAGAAAGGAUUUCCUCUCAGUGUUGUUGCUUUUAACUCUAUUAUAGCAGCUUAUAGUAAGGCAGGGUUGGAAGAAAAAGCCUAUGAGGCUUAUUUGAUUAUGAGUAGAUUUGGUUUAACUCCAUCAUCUUCCACAUGUGGUUAUUUGCUAUUGGGUUUGUGCAAGAAGGGUUGCUUAAAUGAAGCGAAAGAUCUUUUAUGUAACAUGACAGAAAAGGGGUUUCCUAUUAACAAGCUUGCUUUCCUAGUGCUUUUAGAUGGGUACUUAAGGACAGGGAACCUGAACGGGGCUUGGAAUCUGUGGUAUGAGAUGCAAAACAGAGGGAUUCGUCCCGAUGCUGUUUCCUUUGCUAUCUUCAUCAAUGGACUGGCUAGAGCAGGUGUCACGGAGGAGGCAUAUGACAUGUUACUGAAAAUAGUAGUGGGAGAAUUUGUGCAGACUGACUCUGCAUAUAAUUUUUUGAUUAAUUGGUUUUAUAACCAUGGGAGAGUAAAUCGGAAUUCGAUUUGCUAAGGAGAGAGAUGCAACAAAAGGAUCAUUCUUCUAGAUAAUAUCAUCAUCACUCACAUUUCAAUUAUGAGAAAUAUGAAGGUGAAUUUUCUGUUUAAGUCAAAUGCAAUGGAAAACAUCAAUCCUGCUUUAACAUAUUCUUCCCAAGUUUAAAAGACUCAGCCUUCAACUGAUUAUGAUUUAUAACUUACCCUGAUUUUCUACAAUGGUCUCUGGUUCAUUUCUAGAUUUAUGACCUUUGAGAUUACAAUUGUGGCAUGGAAAAGAAGGGAGAAAGUAAAAAUGACUAUGGAUAAAUUUUGUGAACUCCUUCUUUGAAUUGGUUGAUGAUAUAACUUGGCAUCACCCAAAGGCUGAAGAAAGUUCUACAGAAUGGGGCACAAGACAACAAAGUGAUUUCCUUCUUUAAACGGAUUAGGACAAAGUUUGAAGUGAAAGUUAUGGGGUAAAUGACACUAGAAAGAAUGAUGAUACUCAUCAUGCUUGUAGUUUGAUAUUAUAAUUAAAUUAUGUAUAUUUGUAGCAAUUUAAAGUGUAAUAAACAUUCUUACUAACAUUUUGUCAGAUUACUCCUUUAGUCCCUAGGCAUUGUAAUUUUUUUCCUUGCUAUGUUAUAAUAUUUGUUAUCAUUUUUAUACACAGAA